Messenger RNA from Oppiella nova, 813 nucleotides. The record is from the annotation of a GenBank genome assembly. NCBI's taxonomy places the organism in Eukaryota, Metazoa, Arthropoda, Arachnida, Sarcoptiformes, Oppiidae.
AUCGCUGGCCUGAAGAAGGCGUUCGCGCAGAUCCGAGUGGGCGACCCAUUGGACGCCAACGUACUGUACGGACCCUUACAUACCAAGAGUGCGGUUGAGGCCUAUCUGUCGGUCGUCGCCGAAGCGGUCAAAGCGGGCGCUCGAGUGGAGUGCGGGGGGAAAGGCAUCGAAAGGGAGGGCAACUUCGUUGAGCCCACUAUUAUCACGGGCUUAACACAUGACUCGCCGCUCGUCCAGAAGGAGACAUUCGCGCCGAUAGUCUACGCCCUGAAGUUCGCCACUUUGGAUGAGGCCAUCGGUUGGAACAAUGGAGUCAAACAGGGAUUGUCGAGCAGUCUCUUCACCCAAAGUCUCGGAAAUAUAUUCAAAUGGAUGGGACCGAAGGGCUCCGACUGUGGUAUCGUUAACGUGAAUAUACCGACAAAUGGUGCAGAAAUUGGUGGCGCUUUUGGCGGAGAGAAGCACACCGGAGGCGGACGAGAGUCGGGAUCUGAUUCAUGGAAGCAAUACAUGCGGCGCUCGACCUGUACUAUCAAUUAUGGCAAACAAUUACCAUUGGCUCAGGGCAUCAAAUUUGAGUGAUCAUCACCGGCUCCACCAUCGAUGAGAUCACAGUUUAAGACAAUAUAUAUAUAUUUUUUUAAUGUUAACCCAAACGCCGACUGAAUGGCAACCGAUAUCUCGUAAACCCUUUUUGGGAUUUCAUGUCAAAGACAAUCAGUUUUUUACUCACAUUUCUGGUCAGAUCUUUGAUUUUGUAUCCGAUUUAGUGAACCAAUUGACGAAUAAAUAAUGCAUUCAUUUUUGUCAUCA